Engraulis encrasicolus (European anchovy) is the source of this 827-nucleotide messenger RNA. RefSeq names its product histone-lysine N-methyltransferase PRDM9-like. Gene Ontology annotation, biological process: regulation of gene expression. The record is from RefSeq and is a predicted model, not a curated record. Gene Ontology annotation, cellular component: nucleus. The transcript is spliced from 3 exons. Lineage: Eukaryota; Metazoa; Chordata; Actinopteri; Clupeiformes; Engraulidae. The coding region runs from base 114 to 827 and encodes 237 amino acids.
UGCAUAGUGCAUACUCGCUUCCAUUAGGUCAGCACAGCAGAGGAUUUGGUUAAAAAGCGUAAUCAACGAAAGGUACUUCAUAACUUUGAGCCUUUUGACUGCCCAGAACCUGAAUGAAUGAGAAUCAUCAUAGACACUCAUCAAAACUCGCAAUGAACAUGGAUGUCAUAAAGGAAGAGGACAUCUAUGAAUUUCUACCAGAGCAUGUGUCUGCUGACACGAAAGAUUGUGGUACUAUGACAUCAAUUUGCAAAGAGGAACCAUUUUUGUCACAUGAAAUUAAAGGACAGAAGUCUCAUGUCGUGUCUGCAGACACGAAAGAUUGUGGUACUAUGACAUCAAUUUGCAAAGAGGAACCAUCUUUGUCACGUGGAAUUAAAGGAGAGAAGUCUCAUGUUCGGCAAUGUAAUGGUCACGGGAGCACUUCUACAAUUCAGCCAUCAAUGCCAUCACAACAGAGAAUACCUCUGAAGAUUAAAGAAGAGGACAUGUAUGAUUCCCCCCCUAAGUAUUUGUACAGAAAAAAGGAGGAAGAGAGUCAAACUGAAACAUCGGACGUGAAAGAAGAAGCCCUGGACAUGACAUGGGAAACAGUAUACAUGACACCAACAGGUGAAAACCAGGCAGCUCAUAAUAACAGAAAAGCAAACUCAUCAAGCAUCAGAGAACCCACACUGGAGAAACCCCUUACCAGUAAAAAUGAUCUCAACAAGCAUCAGAGAAUACAUACUGGAGAAAAACCUUACCAGUGUGCCAUGUAUGGAAAAGGCUUUACAAAGGAAAAUGAUCUCAACAAGCAUCAAAAAAUCCACAUUGACUACAAGUAA